Molecule: messenger RNA, 729 nt
Organism: Hyaena hyaena (striped hyena)
Lineage: Eukaryota; Metazoa; Chordata; Mammalia; Carnivora; Hyaenidae
Product: cytochrome c oxidase subunit 4 isoform 1, mitochondrial
Exons: 5
Coding region: 104-613 (169 amino acids)
Biological process (GO): mitochondrial electron transport, cytochrome c to oxygen
Source: RefSeq, a predicted model, not a curated record
GUGCCAUCGUUCCUCUCUUCCGGUAGCGGGCAGCCCGGGCACAGAGGGCGGUCGCGGCGGUCGCGGCGGGCAGCGGCGGCGGCAGCGGCAGGUGAGCGGCAGAAUGUUGGCUACCAGAGUGUUCAGCCUGAUUGGCAAGCGGGCGAUCUCCACCUCCGUGUGUGUUCGAGCCCAUGGAAGCGUCGUGAAGAGCGAUGACUUUGCCCUCCCGAGCUACGUGGACAGGCGCGACUACCCCCUGCCCGACGUGCUGCACGUCAAGAACCUGUCUGCCAGCCAGAAGGCCUUGAAGGAGAAGGAGAAGGCCCCCUGGAGCAGCCUGUCCAUCGAUGAGAAAGUCGAACUUUACCGCAUCAAGUUCAAUGAGAGCUUUGCUGAGAUGAACCGGAGCACGAACGAGUGGAAGACGGUUGUGGGCACCGCCCUGUUCUUCAUCGGCUUCACCGCUCUCAUCCUCAUCUGGGAGAAGCACUACGUGUACGGCCCCAUCCCGCACACCUUCGAGGAGGAGUGGGUGGCCAAGCAGACCAAGAGGAUGCUGGACAUGAAGGUCGGCCCGAUCCAGGGCUUCUCGGCCAAGUGGGACUACGACAAGAACGAGUGGAAGAAAUAGGAGCGCGCCACCCCCCACCUGAGCCUCGCCUCGUGCCGCCUCCUCCACGCAGCUCCGCGCCUCCCGGAACCUGUGAUCUCGCGGUGCCCAUGCUAAUAAACGAGCAGUUUACGUGA